Rotaria sp. Silwood2 is the source of this 1764-nucleotide messenger RNA. Lineage: Eukaryota; Metazoa; Rotifera; Eurotatoria; Philodinida; Philodinidae. The record is from the annotation of a GenBank genome assembly.
AUGAGUGUUAGCCGAACACUUAGUUUAACAAGUAAACAUCAAUUAUGGAUUCUAUCUCAAUUUUCCCGUCUUGCUUCGACAAAUGCAUGGUGGUCCAAUGUCGAAAUGGGUCCACCUGAUGCAAUUCUUGGCGUUACGGAAGCAUUUAAACGUGAUACUAAUCCAAAAAAAAUUAAUUUGGGUGUUGGAGCCUAUCGUACAGACGAAGGUAAACCAUUUGUUCUUGAAAGUGUUAAAAAAGCAGAACAAUUAAUUACAACUGAAAGUCUCGAUAAAGAAUAUGCACCAAUAUCUGGUGUAGCAGAAUUUUGUCAAGCAAGUGCAAAAUUAGCUUUUGGUGACAAUUCACGAGUUAUUAAAGAUCAAUUGUUUGCUACUGUACAAGGUAUUAGUGGAACAGGUUCACUUCGUAUAGGAGCUGCAUUUUUAGAAAAAUUUUUUCCUGGAAAUAAAAUUAUUUAUUUACCAAAUCCAUCUUGGGGUAAUCAUACACCAAUUAUGAAACAUGCUGGGCUUGAUGUUAAAUCAUAUCGAUAUUAUGAUCCAAAGACUUGUGGUUUUGAUUUUAAUGGUGCAAAAGAAGAUAUUGAAAAGAUUCCAGAAAAUUCAAUUAUUCUUUUUCAUGCUUGUGCACACAAUCCAACUGGUGUUGAUCCUCGACCUGAACAAUGGAAAGAAUUAUCAUCUAUUGUUAAAAGACGUAAAUUACUUGUCUAUAUGGAUAUGGCUUAUCAAGGUUUUGCUAGUGGAAAUAUUGAUGAUGAUGCAUUUGCAGUUCGAAAAUUUAUUGAAGAUAAACAUAAUCUUAUGUUGGCACAAUCUUAUGCUAAAAAUAUGGGUCUUUACGGUGAACGUGUUGGUGCAUUUACUGUUGUUUGUCAAGAUAAAGAUGAAGUCGAACGAGUUAUGUCUCAAAUAAAAAUUUUAAUUCGUCCAAUGUAUUCAAAUCCACCAAUACAUGGUGCACGUAUUGCAGCUAAAAUAUUAAAUCAACAAGAUCUUCGUUCAGUAUGGUUAAAAGAAGUUAAACAAAUGGCUGAUCGUAUAAUAACAAUGCGUCAACAAUUAGUUGAUAAUUUAAAAAAGAAUGGUUCAAAAAAAAAUUGGCAACACAUUACUGAUCAAAUAGGAAUGUUUUGCUUUACAGGACUUAAUCAACAACAGUCUGAACGAUUAAUCAAAGAUUUUUCGGUUUAUUUAACAAAAGAUGGUCGUAUUUCAAUGGCUGGUGUUACAUCAAAAAAUAAUGCAUAUUUAGCUAAUGCUAUUCAUGAAAUGAAUUUAUAUCGUCUAGUUAGACCAUCUUCUUUUUUAUUAUCGAUUAUUCGAUAUAAUCAUCGUACAAUUCCCUAUCCUGAUAUAACACAUCCUGAACAAACAAUUCAUAUACCUGAAACUCAUGAAGAAAAACUUGCAUUACCUUUAGAACGACCACGUUUCAUUGAUGAAUAUUCAUUAAUAGGACCACCUUAUGGACGUGUUUAUGAAAAAAUUCCAUUUAAAUAUCGUGUUGAAAAAGGUCGAGCUUAUAUAUAUUGUGCAUGUGGUUGGGCACAUACACAACCAUUUUGUGAUGGAAUGUGUAAAAGUGUAUGGGGAAAUCAUGAUGUACGACGAAAUCCAAAAUUUCGACCAAUAAAAUAUGUUGCAGAAGAAACAAAAGAUGUUUGGUGGUGUAAUUGUAAACAAGCAAAAAAAAGACCUUUUUGUGAUGGAACACAUAAAGCAGAUUUUGUACAAAAACAACAAGCUGUUAAAAAUUAA